AUGCCCGAAGCCCGCUUGCAGCACGAGGACGAUGAAAUCAUCGAAUUCGUAUGCUGGAACCAGAGCAGCAGCAAGCUCGCAACAAUUAGCUCGAAGACGUGUAUCGUUUGGGAUGCAGUGUCUCAGGAGAAGGAGUCUUGGUUUGAGUGCUCGAUUCCUUUGGAUGCAGUGUCUCAGACAUUGAACAGAACUCAGGCUUUGUUCUGCUGGAACCCCGAGGGCACCAUGCUGGCAAAAGCUUCUCAGGACAUGCGCCAGGUCUUUUUUCCCUUUCCCGAGUGCAGACCAACGUUUUCUACAAAGUAUGCAGAACCCGAUGCUGCCUUCCUCCACCGGAUUGCCUUUCGGGGCGCUCUCACCAUCACAGGCUACGGGUUGCUUUGUUGGUGUCACUUUUUAGAGAGAGAGCCUUUUCGGCUUGUCCACAGCAUCAAAAACAAAAGGUUGUUGCAAAAAAUUGUCGAGGGAAUUCCUAAAGAUUAUGAGUCGAAGCCCGGUGAAGAACUAAUUCUCAAGCGAGAUUCCAUGGGCAUUUGCCCACUCGACCUAGCAAUUCAAGCCAAAAGACGAUCGAUGGAUUGCAUCCUAUUUGACCACCCGCUUGCUCAGUUGGUGCCAAACUACUUCUGA
Messenger RNA from Durusdinium trenchii, 630 nucleotides. NCBI's taxonomy places the organism in Eukaryota, Dinophyceae, Suessiales, Symbiodiniaceae. The record is from the annotation of a GenBank genome assembly.